GUUGAUAUAAAGUCGAAAAUGCGACAAUCGGCGAAAUCAGUUGCAAUUUUCGAUUUCCUUGGGUUACUGUGCGUGUGUGUUCAUUUUUCUAUCGAACGUGAGAAGUCUUAAUAAGGCGAGUGUAUAGUAAAUUAAUUCAUAAUGUCUCCACUUUUUAUAGUGGGCAUAUCUUUGCUUGCUACCCAGAUUUUAACAGUUCAGACACACAGAAAUGCCAGAGAUGUGUCGCAUAUUGUUUCAUCAUAUGGUCCGAAUGACGUUAGAUACUCUGAUCUAGUAAAUGAUGAUUACUUACCACCUGCACGUUGUCCUAUUGGUCAGCAGCUAACUCCUUCAGGAACUUGCGAAGUGAUUUGUCCUAUUGGAUACAUUAAGACGCCUACGGGUCAGUGUCUACCACCUACGCCUCCUCCUACACAACCACCUACACAACCACCUACACAACCACCUACACAACCACCAACAGAACCAUCAACAGAAGCACCAACACCGACAACUUGUCCACCAGGAAGUGUAAAAGGGUAUAACGGUGACUGUAUACCUGAAGCUACUACGACUUCUGGACCUUAUUGUGCUCAAGGACAACGUGAAGGACCGAAUGGAGAAUGCAUUGAUAUCAUAAGAACCACACCUCCUCCAACUACAUGUCCUCCUGGUACAGUAAAACAAUAUGAUGGUCAGUGUAUACCCGAAAUUACAACAACCACAGGUCCUUACUGUGCUCCAGGACAACGUGAAGGUCCUUAUGGGGAAUGCAUCGAUAUCACAAGCACCACACCACCUCCAGUUACAUGUCCUCCUGGAACAACACAACAAUACAACGGUCAGUGUAUACCCGAUGUUACUACUACAACUAUUGCACCUUACUGUGCUCAAGGGCAACGCGAAGGACCUAAUGGAGAAUGUAUUGAUGUUACAACUACUACACUACCUCCCACUACAUGUCCUCCAGGAUACUCUUCAACAAUAUAUGGACAGUGUUUGCAGAUUACAACGACUACUGAACUCACUACAACAGCACAACCAACAAGCUGCCCACCAGGAUAUUACAAAGGACCUGACGGUGAGUGCCUUCAGGAAGCUACCACUACCUCCAGACCAUAUUGUGCAAGUGGACAACGUGAAGGUCCUAAUGGAAUAUGCAUCGAUAUUAUUACAACUCCAGCUCCAUGCCCACCAGGAUACAACAGAGCUUUCUCUGGACAAUGUAUAUCCAGAAUCACGACAACCACACCAGCACCUUGUCCAGCAGGAUAUCGUAGAGGCUACAACGGCCAAUGUAUACCAUUAACUACAACAACCACUGCACCAUAUUGUCCAAGCGGAACACGUCCUGGUCCUAAUGGAUUCUGUAUCGAUGUUACAACCACACCAGUAACUUGCGCUCCAGGAUAUGUAAAAUCAGCUUUUGGCAGCUGUGUAAAAAUAACAACUACUACUACUACUACUACUUUUACAACUCCAAUUAAUCCACCUUAUUGUGGAUCUGGAGAAAGGUUGGGUCCUAAUGGUGAAUGCAUAUCAGUUACCUGUGGUCCAGGAUAUAUUUCAGGAAAUUUUGGACAAUGCCUACCAGUGACGACUAAGACUACACCGCCGGCGCCGUCUUGUCCUCCAGGUUACAAACAAGGACCAUAUGGUCAAUGCAUUCAAAUAACGACAACAACCACACCACCAGCAACUUAUCUGCCACCUGUAACAACUCCUCCUCCUGUGUCAUGUAAACCUGGGGAAAUAUUACUUCCUGGUGGUUAUUGUAAACCUAUAACAUCACCAACAACCCUUCGAACAACACCUACCCUACCAUCAACCUACUUACCGCCUGUAACUACUACCACUCCCCCUCCUCCUGUCACCUGUAGACCUGGAGAAAUUUUACUCUCUAGCGGUAUCUGUAAGUCGAUUACUACUACUAUACGUACAACUAUUACAACUAGUACACCGCCAAAACCUCCAGUAACUUAUCUGCCACCAGUAACAACAACUACUCCUCCUCCUGUAACUUGUAAACCUGGACAAUUAUUAACUCCUGACGGUAUCUGUAAACCAAUUACUACAGUUCCUACCACUACUGUUACCCCUUCAACACCCCCUGCGACUUAUCUCCCUCCAGUGACUACAACUUCAACUCCACCUUCCAAACCACCUGUAACUUAUCUUCCGCCAGUAACUGUAACCCAUCCCCCACUUGUGACAUGUAAACCAGGAGAAAUAUUGCUUCCUGUUGGUAUCUGCAAGCCUGUUACCUCUCCACCUACUCCUAGCACAACUCCUACUACUCCAAAAAAUACUUAUUUACCUCCUCCACCAGAAAAGUCGACUCCUCGUGUUCCAAACACGUAUUUACCACCAUGCUCUAAUCCAUAUAAUUGUGAAAUACCUGAUGAAUCAAGGACUGUAAGAGUUGUGGUGUCUGCAUGUGCAUCUGGAUUGAAUUGUGUGGAUGACGACCACUGUACAGCAAGCGGGUAUAUUAGUUCAGAACCAGUGACACUCAGUAAUGAGCAAGAACUAUUGAGGGAACACACUACACAGCGAUGUUGGAUCAAGGAAAAACGCAGUCCAGGAUUUUGUUGUCGACAAGUGAUCAACGAAGAACCUUGGCCAUCGGCUAAUCUAAUCAAUGGCUUGGACGAUGGACAGUACGCUGAAGAUGAUUCUAUUGGUCAAUAUCACGGGGAAAGAAAAUGAAUACAGUGUUCAAAAUAGAUUUAAGAUAAUGUGAUGAUUUUAUAUAUAAAAAACUACGAUAAACUAUACAGUGAGAGUCAAAAAACAUCUCAUAAAAACAGGGGUUGUUUAAUUUUUUCAAAUUGUAAAAUAUAAGUUGAAUAUACAGGGUGAAUCAAAUAGUUGGAACUAAUACUAACUCUAUUUCUUAUUGAAUACUCCUUAUAUUUUUGUAACAUUUGCUAUCACAGUUGGACACAAUAUAUAAGAAAAACAGAACUAAACUUACUUGAAAUUAAUUGAUGGUACUACCAAAAAAAUUAUAUAUUUCUAUUUUAUAUUUAUUGCUAAACUAACUCUAGAUCUCUAGGUACAAACUAUGCUAAUAUAUGUAUAGCUAUAUAUUAAAUAUAUUUCGAAAUUACUGUAAGAUACACAAAUUAUAAAUAAUAGGGGUAAAGCAAAGUUGGUACUAGGUCCUACCAAAUGAAGCUCUUAUAUGUAGUAUUCAACUUUAUGGCGUCAAAAAUGGUCAAAUAAAAAUAGGGUGUGCCUUAAAUAAAUACAAAUAUUUUUAGGGAUGGUAGAUUUCGAUAAAAGAAAUUUUCUGUAUACCGUUUCUCAUGAUGUGUUUUGAAUUAUACCAUCCCUAACCUAAAUAUUUGCACUUAUUUAAGACCCUCUAUAUUAUAGGGUAAGAUUCUAUUAAUAAAGAUAAAUAAGUUUUAAUACUUAUACAGGGUGAGUCUUCAAUACGUGAAAGUAUUUUUAGGGCUGGUAGAUCUCGAUAAGACAAACAUAUUU
This is a messenger RNA of Sitophilus oryzae (rice weevil), 3474 nucleotides long. Its product is annotated as mucin-2-like. Bases 142 to 2691 code for a protein of 849 amino acids. The transcript has 16 exons. Lineage: Eukaryota; Metazoa; Arthropoda; Insecta; Coleoptera; Curculionidae. The record is from RefSeq and is a predicted model, not a curated record.